GAAACUUUUCGAUGGAUCCCCAGCACGUUUACGAGGAGAGCUUGCCGUUGAUCCAAGAGAUUCACAAGACAUCAAUUGAAGGCGAUGCUCUUGUCCCUGGUGGUGCUCAGCCUCUUAACUCGCCUGAGAUUCUGGGUCUGCUUGCCCAGUUCGGUGCAGUAGGGUUCGUCUUCACCCUCCUGCCGGCACUCAAUUACCCAAUUUUCAACGUGUACUUGCAAAUGGAAGGGUAUCAAACAGCGUCGUAUGGCGUGCUGGUGUCGAUGGGUUGGUCCUUUAAAGUCGUGUUUGGCAUGUUGUCCGAUUGCGUUCCCAUAUUUGGCUACCGUCGCAAGUCGUGGAUGGUUCUCGGUUGGUCGGUGUGCUUUGUCUGCUUGGCGAUCAUGGCAUCGUUACCGAUCGGAGCUCCAUAUUGCAAUCGCAAGCUUAGCUCGUACUGCGGUACGCCACUGGCCAACGUGCCCUUGGCAGAGCUACGUUCGCACUUCAAUCUCCACGCGCCAGACCAAGGCUCGCUGUUCAUUAUUCUGUCAAUGCUUGUCUCCGUCGGAUAUGUCAUUGCCGAAUGCGCUUCUGACGCCAUGAUCAUCAAGUACGCUCAGCGAGAACCGCUGGCCACGCGUGGUCGCGUGCAAACCGCGGCGUUCACCACUCGGUACCUCUGUGGCCUUCCUGCAUUGGCAGUCACUGCAUUUGGGCUCAACGGCAUCCAGUACAAUGGUACGUUUUCGUUUUCGCUGUCUCCAAACGUUCCCUAUGCCCUUUGCUUGGUGCCGUGUCUGCUGGCAUGUGUGGCCGUGGUGGUUGUUGUGCAAGAGGACCCGACAACUGCAUCCCCAUCGACCAUUAUUACCGUCGCGUCGUGGUGGCAAGGGUUCUGGGCGCUACUUCAACGACAGGCCAUGUGGCAAGUGUGCAUUUUCAAGUUCGUCAAUGGCUUCUUCCGCACCAUCACGGCCACGCCGCUCAACCCGAUCAAGUCCACGUGGGCCCAUGUGACGCCGCUCACAGACGCCGUGUCCACGAUGGUCGGUACUGCGCUCUUUUGCUCCGCACUGGCGAUCGUGGGCAGGUACGGGCUGCACUGGAACUGGCGGUGGAGUCUUGUGGUGGCCAACUUGUCCAUUCUCGUGCUGGACGCCACCGUCAUGUUGUGCACGACGUGGAAUGUGGUUCGAAAUCAGUGGUUCUUCGCUGGGGUGACCAUGUUCGAGCAGAUUCCGAACGGAAUGAUCAUGAUCAUCGGGUCGUUCUGUGCCGUGGAAAUGGCCGACGUGGGCACAGAAGGCGCCACGUAUGGCCUGCUGACGUCGUUGGCGAAUUUGACCUACCCGUUGUCGGCCGCCGUGUACAAUUACGUGGACUCGUUCUUUAAAGUCAGCCAAAACGACAUUAAGACCGAUUCCAACGCCGUUCGAUGGGACGUCACGACCGUGUAUGCGAUAUCGUAUGGCUGCAAACUAGUGGCCCUCGUCCCCCUGGUUCUUCUUCCGUCCCAGAAACCCCAACUGCAAGCGCUGAAGCGUCGGGGCGGCCACAGUCGCGUCGCCGGCGCCGUGGUGCUACUCGUGUGUGCAUGCAGUUUGACAUUUUCACUCGCGUCCAACUGUUUUGCAGUGUUUCCGUCCACAAAGUGCUUUCGCAUUGCUGGGGGCAAUGGCGUCGUGGGUCCGGAUGGGUAUUGUGUGCAGUCAGUCGAAAUAAAAAGGGCAACCUGAAUGAAUAUUUUACAAUGUUCUGGCCCAACCGCCAUUUUGCAUUUUGGAGCCAAAUUGUCAAUAAAUGCAAUAACGCUGAU
This is a messenger RNA of Aphanomyces astaci, 1798 nucleotides long. RefSeq lists its product as hypothetical. The annotation marks the transcript as partial. The record is from RefSeq and is a predicted model, not a curated record. NCBI's taxonomy places the organism in Eukaryota, Oomycota, Saprolegniomycetes, Saprolegniales, Verrucalvaceae. The transcript has a single exon.